Molecule: messenger RNA, 1860 nt
Organism: Eutrema salsugineum
Lineage: Eukaryota; Viridiplantae; Streptophyta; Magnoliopsida; Brassicales; Brassicaceae
Product: protein SLOW WALKER 1
Exons: 1
Coding region: 102-1709 (535 amino acids)
Biological process (GO): positive regulation of transcription by RNA polymerase I; rRNA processing
Cellular component (GO): nucleolus
Molecular function (GO): protein binding
Source: RefSeq, a predicted model, not a curated record
CCAUCCUCCUCCUUGAGAGUAGUCAGUCAUUGCUUAAACCCUAAACCAGCCAGCCUCCAUCCCUUGCUUGCUCACUCGGCUUUCAAGCUCUCACUGCAGCAAUGGAGGAAGAGCUUCGUAUUCGACUCAAUGAUCAUCAGGUUUCAAAGAUUUUCCCUGUGAAACCAAAAUCAACGGCAAAAUCUGUAUCUAAUUCGGAGACUCCCGAUUCCCGAUACUGGUCCUCCUUCAAAGCUCAAUCCAUACCUAAUCUCGUCUCCUCCGUCUCCGCCUUGGCUUUCUCUCCGGUCCACCCUCACUCCUUGGCCGUCGCGCACUCCACCACCGUCUCCCUCUUUUCCUCGCAGACGCUCUCCGCCACCCGCCGUUUCUCGUUCCGAGAUGUUGUGUCGUCCGUAUGUUUCCGUUGCGACGGCGCUCUUCUCGCGGCAUCCGAUCUCUCCGGUCUGGUGCAGGUAUUCGACGUCAAGGAACGAAUGGCUCUCCGUAGUCUCCGGUCACACACGGCACCCGCGAGAUUCGUCAAGUAUCCGUUUCAGGACAAGCUUCACUUGGUAUCCGGAGGCGACGAUGCGGUGGUCAAGUACUGGGACGUGGCCGGGGCAACGGUCAUCUCAGAUCUGUUGGGGCACAAGGACUAUGUGCGGUGCGGUGACUGCUCACCGGUGAACGAUUCGAUGUUCGUAACAGGAUCAUACGACCAUACAGUAAAGGUGUGGGAUGCGAGAGUGGACAAAUCGAAAUGCAUCGCUGAGAUCGACCAUGGGAGUCCAGUGGAGGACGUGGUAUACCUGCCGUCGGGUGGGAUGAUCGCAACGGCCGGUCUGAAGAGCGUCAAGGUCUGGGACUUGAUCGGAGGCGGGAAGAUGGUUUGCUCGAUGGAGAGCCACAACAAGACUGUGACGUCUCUCUGCGUUGGGAGGAUGGGAUUGGAUGAUGAAGCAGCGGAGAAUCGACUUGUGAGCGUUGCUUUGGACGGAUACAUGAAAGUGUUUGAUUACGGGAGAGCAAAGGUGACUUACUCCAUGAGGUUUCCUGCUCCUCUCAUGUCCGUCGGGCUCUCUCCCGAUUGUUCCACUCGGGUCAUCGGAGGGUCUAACGGCGUGGUGUUUGCCGGAAAGAAGAAGCUGAAAGACGCGGGGGAGAAGAAGAAGACGACUAGUAUGAGCCUCUGGAGUGUCAGGAGCGAACUGGAGGAGAGUAGGAGAAGGGCUCUGAGGCCGACGUAUUUCAGGUAUUUCCAGAGGGGGCAGAGCGAGAAGCCGUCGAAAGAGGAUUACCUGGUGAAGGAGAAGAAAGGAAUGAAGCUGACAAGGCACGAUAAGCUGUUGAAAAAGUUCAGGCAUAAGGAGGCUCUGGUCUCGGUUUUGGAGGAGAAGAAACCGGCGAAUGUGGUGGCGGUGAUGGAGGAAUUGGUGGCCAGGAGGAAGCUGUUGAAGUGCGUGUCGAAUAUGGAGGAAGGAGAGCUGGGAUUGCUGCUUGCUUUCUUACAGAGGUACUGUACCGUGCAGAGGUAUUCAGGAUUGCUCAUGGGUUUGACGAAGAAGGUUUUGGAGAUGAGAGCUGAUGAUAUUAAGGGUAAAGACGAGUUUAAAGUGCUUCUCAGGAACUUGAAGAGGGAGGUUAAUCAGGAGAUCAAGAUUCAACAGUCUCUCCUUGAGAUUCAGGGUCUUAUUGCUCCUUUGAUGAGAAUUGCUGGGAGAAGAUGAUUCAUCAUCAAUCAUUUUUGUUUGCUUCAAAAUGUCUUUUUUUGUUUUCAAUUUAUUUCUGUUUCUGUCUUGUUAUAGAAGAUCACAUACAUUUUCACGGGAAUGUCUGGAUCUACUACAGUAUUAAACUUGUAAGCCAGAAGACAAUUGA